AUGGCAGUCUUUAGUUUGGUUUUUUUUUUCUUUUUUACUGGGAUGCUUAUCAUAUGUGGUGUUCCUGGAUACAUUUUUUUCAAAUGCAGUUUUUUAUCGCGAUGUUCUAAGUAAAUGGAAUAAUUUACGAAAUUUUCUCAGGAAACAUGGCUUCGCUUCACUUUUUAUCGCUUUUAAUGGUUUUCUACAACGUUGUGAGCUCACAAAUAAGUAAGAUUUUUUCAAAUUUGCUUUUUAAAAAAUAUGAAUUUUCCAGUUUGUCCCACAAAAACUUACUCCCCAGCGGAUGGUGUCAUCUACCUACCAGUAGAUAAUUCAAUGACGACUUUGCCGAAAAAUUUCAACUGUAAUUAUAAGGUAUUCUUGUAAAAGAAUAAAAAUAAAGAAAAUCAAUUUUCAGUUCAAUAUUCCUGCUGGAUUCGUCGCGAAAAUCACGGCCAAUACGAAAAUGGCUGUUGGCGACGUAUUGAGUUACACAAACUCUUUAGGGGCCACUAACACGUGAGGAAGAAAUCAUGUCUAAAUCUCUUUCAUUUACACACUUUGUAUUCUCAAUACCCUUUUUUUUCUCAUGAUUGAAACAUUUUUCGGCUCAAGCCAAGUGUUAAACGAAUUUUUCUGAAAAUGACUUAACGCGCCCGACCAAAAACUUCGUUCGCAUAUAACGGCGCAGCUUCAAAAAAUAAACUCUUUGAAGCGAAAUCGUGUUGCCUUUUUUUCUAAUCUUGGACAAACUAAUUUUUCAUUUUCAAUGAAUUAAUAUUUUUUUUUAAGACUUCCAAAUCCGAUUUCCAACUACGUGAGAUUCGUAACGUUCCCGUCUGGAUCUUUAAAUGUCGCCACUAAAUUUGAAACCAGCAGUUUCAGUGCAAAACUUGAGUUUGUUGAUGGUAAGUCCUUUUUGUUCUAACUAAGAGAUAACCUCAACUGGUGAUAGGACUUUUUAAUGAGAACUAGUUUAAAAGACGCAGUUUGUUUCGCUGAUUCCAAAUCAGUUCAUAGAUUUCUCCGAGGGUGUUUUUGUAAAAUAUUGUGACAAUUCGAAGUUGAAAAAAACCCGAUUCAUCUCUUGAGAACGAUAAAAACGUUGAUCACGAAAAAAAUUUUUAUUUUUUUGGACAAAAUUCUCGAGUCAAAAAAUAAUUUUUGUAGUAGCUCACAAGCUUGAUGGAUUGUAAUAAAGGCCCUAACAAGCCUUCCUGACAGUUUUUCAUGAGGAAAUCCGGGAUAAGCCUAAAAAAAAGAUCUUGAGGGCCUAGUUUCAUUUGAAAAUCUCACUUACAGAACUGAAAGUGCAAACAAAAAUCCAAGUUAAACAAGAAAUUUGCAGUUAGAAAUACUUACACUCAAACGGUUUUAUCAACUGGAAAUUACGUUGCUCUGAAUGAUCUGAGAAAAAAGAGUUACGUGACGUUCAACAGCAAGAAAGUCAAUGAGAAGGUUCGUUUUUUUUUCCAGCAAAAAUAAGCUCUUUUUCUAUUUUUUUUUUCAUUCAGAUCAGGCUUGACAUCGCCGCACCGACAAAUAAUAUAACUGACUCGACUUGGGACCAAGUUUUCGUUUUUCAAGGAAAUAACCUGAAUGGAAACUUCCUCGGAGGGUUGAAAAUGACAUGAAUAUUGAGGAUUUUCUUUUAAAUUUAGACUGACCAACUUUACAACGGGUCCGCCAGGAAUUCCGAUUUCUAUCGUCAAUUUUUACGCAACUUCCACUCCGUCUUAUGUUGUGGCCAAUGACGAAUCUGGUAUUUCAAUUCUUUCAGGAAGACAUUGAGAAUAGACUCAUAAGGAAGGUCAUAUCACUUUUUGGUCGAGAAAUUCCUGAAAAUGAGCCAGCACACUCCUUGAGGAAGUAGUUGAAGAUUCUGAAAGUUUUUAUCUGCACAAGUUUCUAGUUUUUGAGAAAAGACGCCUCAAAGUCAUGAAAAGCCUUAAAAACUCGUUGAAAUUAGCAUUUUUUAAGCCUUAUUACUCGAAAACUAGGUAGCGGGGCAGAAUGCGAAUUUUUUUAUAACAUCAAGAAGUGACUGGCCAAAUUUCAGGCUUAAGAAUUCGAAAAAAUAUUUUUUGAAGCUUCCUGGUUCCUUGAAGUUGGAAUUAUUGCCUUCUCAAAAAAUCCUCUUUGAAUAUAUUCGUAUUUUCCUUUUAAUAAUAAUGAUUAUUAUUAUUUCGUUCACUGCGUACGGUAUGAAUAUAUGUAGUUAUAAUAACACAAGACAUUCCUUGUUAAAUAAACGGCAAAAAUGUUUUUCAGCCCUGGCCAAAUUCUCCCUUUACAAGGCCUACGUCAUCGAAGGUCCAUCCAGAGGCUCUUUCAGGAGUUCGGUAGCAAAACCGGCCGCUUAUACCUUCAUUUCCAGUACUUCUAAUGUUGUGUUCCUCGAAUCACUCGAUUUCGAUUCUUUCCACACGGUUUGUGAGGCCUUUUUGGAUCUUCUCUUUAGAAUUUUAUGUCCUUCUCCCUCAUUCCCUUAUAUUUCAAACCUUACCUUGAAAAAAAAACACUCAAAAGGCCUGAAAUGAGCUUUCUUUUCAUGAAAUUCUUUCUCAUCCAGAAAUUUUUCCAUGGAAACUCCUAGUUUUACAAUCUUACAGGUUGUCUGAAUAAUAUAAAUUUGGAAUUUUUCUUAGGUCUUGUUACUAUUUUUGAAAAUUUAUCCCUAGAUAUAGUUACUAACUCCAGAGUGGUCCUUUAUAGGGGCAAUCUUAAACGCCCUUGAAAAUUUCUCUAGGGGCUACUUCACCUGCCCCUAUCGGGACUGCUCGAGCUUUAGGAGCUUCAAGGUCAAACUCUAAACCCCUAUAGGGACCACCAAAAUUUUACCCCUCUAGGGUGCCCUUUUUGUUCCCUAUAGGGGCUGCUAACCCCUUGGGGGUUUCUCUGACGCUCCCAGGUAGCUUUAAAAUUUUAAGAUAACCAAUCUCGGCUACGUCUCAUUCCAGUCUCUGGCGCCGACGAGCAGCAAUUUCGAAACUCUCCGUUACGAGUGAGAUUUUCGAAGGAAUUCAUUAAAGUUUCAAAUUCUGACUUUGAAGUUGAUGGCCGCACGUGGAAUGGCUUAGAGCUUGGCGGUUUCUUAAAAUUUACAGCUGCUCAUAUGUUGUACUCAUUUCUUUUCUGAUACUUUUGCGCGCAAGUCGUUUUGGCUCGGGAACGUUUCCAAACAGUAAGGCGACUACGACAUUCCAAAUGACAUCACUGUGUUUCAAGCCAAAGCAAGGGAAAAUACAGAUACUCAUAAAAGAGGUCGACUUUUGGAAUUUUUGAGUGUAAAGGCCAUUCCAAUUGCUAGCAGAGAUUUUCAGCAGAAAUCAUUGGAAAAAAAAAAUAAAAUAAUGUCCUCAAAUAUAUUUUGUUUUUUGAAUUGUCCGAUAGCCAUUCCAAAUGCGACUGUGCAAUUUGAAAAAAUGGAGCCGUCAACCAGUAUAAAAACGUCUAUAAAUAAACGAAUUUUGAAAUUUUUCCUCCCAUAACCAUUCCAAAUGCGACCAUUUUCGAGUCGAAGCUUUUUCAGCGCUCAAUCCUUCACCACAAAUUCCUUGCCUCAACAAAUUCCGACCAACUUUUUCACAAUGCUCGUCUCUCAAAGUGGCAUCAGAUUGUCUUUCGAUUCGAAUUCAGGUUUUUCUUCCUUUCAAAAAACCUUGUAUAGCUGAUUCACGGCUGGCUUGAGCCAUCGAAAAAAGGGUCCUGACACGAAAAAAGAGAGUGACAGGCCACGCCUCUUUUCGUCGAACCGGUUAUAACAUAUAUAUGAAUUUCAGAUGGUUACACCAAGAUAUCGGACCAAAGAAACGGCUACGUUUUCAGUCCAAGUUAUUGGGCCGAUACUGGUUCAGCAGUUUCUUACACUUUUUGUGAGGAAAAUUUAAAAAUUUCAAGCAAUAAAUUAUUUUCAGCCGAUAAAACGAAUAACUACAAAUUCACGACAUUAGUCGAUUAUUUGUCAUUGAAAAAUGGGGAUUCUCUGGAUAUUACUGUGAAGAAAGGGUCAUCUGUCGUGAAUGAUAAGAAGUGAGUGAAAUUUUUUCGAAUGGUCGAAAAAGAGUUUAGAGUUAUCAACUUGAACAAUUUUUAUUGUGAUUUCAACGGCCUAGCUGGAAUAUUUUCAGUGUGGAUUUUUCGGAGUGCAUUUAGAAUUAUUUUCUCGCCAAAAAACGAUCGAAAUGACAUGUUUAUGCAUUGUUAGAACAAUCCAAAUAAUUAGAGAACUGUUGAGGAAAAAAGGAUUGCUGACCGGAAAAAAAAAAUCGUCUUUGAAAGCUGAGGGAUCAGAGAUUUCUUAAACUUUCUCCAGUUCCUUCGAAAAAUUCUCUGUCAACUUCAGAAAUUCCUUUUGCUUCAAUAAAACUCAAUAGAAAUUUCACUUGAAAAAAUCGAACACAGCGUAGUGUUCAAGUUUAAGAAAAACGAAGAAAAAUAGCAAAAUUAGACAAAAGUUCAAAAACAUGGCGAUUUUGUUCAAGCGGAACCUUUUUUCGCAUCAGAAAUUUGAAUCCGAAUAUCUUGAGAUUAUGGAUUUCUGGGACAUUUUCAAAAAGAACAUGAAGAUCGUCAUGAAAAAAUCCGGAGUGAUUAAAAUUUUUUUGUAGAAGAAAAAUGUUCCGAGGCGUUCAUAUCGAACUGUUUUUAAAUUACCGUUUAAUAAAAUUAUUUAUUUUUUUCUGGUAAUAAGUCUCAAAUUCAGCUAUACAAGCUCUAUUACCGGAGGAUCAGUUCAAACUGGAACUGGAGAUUCUUUGACAAUCUCGGCUAAUGGAAAAAAUCCAGCUUCUGCUGUUAAAGUCUACUUCAAAGCGGAAAGAACUCAAGGUUCUGCCAGCUCCACAGGUAAUUUGAACAAUUAAACUCAAAAUUCCUCAAAAAUGCGUUUCAGGGUACUUGGUCGUUCUUCUCACGGGCUUCUUCUACGCGAUAACUUGUUGA
Caenorhabditis auriculariae is the source of this 4926-nucleotide messenger RNA. The record is from the annotation of a GenBank genome assembly. Lineage: Eukaryota; Metazoa; Nematoda; Chromadorea; Rhabditida; Rhabditidae.